AUGGGGGUGAAGGCUUUUGUUCAAUUCGUAAUGUCAAAAGUACGGCCAAAUGGUAAGAUUUGUUGCCCUUGUAUGGACUGUUUGAAUUGUGAACAACACACUGGUAAAAUUGUGGAGUAUCAUUUGGUUGUGAAAGGUAUGUCCCCUUCUUAUAAGACUUGGGUGCAUCACGGGGAAUCUGUUCCCAUGAAUCAAUCUCAUGCAUUGAAUGAUGACAACCACAAUAACUUUGGAAGUGUUAGGGAUAGAAUGGAAGAAAAUACAGACAGAGAUCAAGAUGAAUUCCUAAAUUUGUUAGGAGAUGUUUACAUUGGGACUAUCAUGAAUGAUAAUGAAAAUGAGGGGGAUGAAAAAAAUGAUGACGAUUAUGUGGCUAAUAAUGUUGAAGAAGAGGAUGUGCGCAACUUUGAUAAAUUAUUAAAUGAUGCUCAAAGAGAGUUGUACCCUGGGUGUCGUAAGUUUUCUGUUUUAUCAUUUGUUGUUAAGAUGCUUCAUGUGAAGGUGUUGAACAAGUGGAACAAUAAGUCAUUCAACAUGUUGUUGGGGAUAUUAAAGGACCUUCUACCGAAGGAGAAUACAAAUUUGGAAAAUUGUCUGAUUUGUCAAGAAUCCAAAUACAAGUUGAAUGAUGGAAAAGAUGAUGCGAUAUUGAGAUACCCGGCUGAUGGUGAGGCAGGGAAGGAUUUUGAUAGGCAACAUCCUGUGUUUUCCCAAGAGGCUCGAAUUGUGAGGUUACGGUUGGCUACUGAUGGUUUUAAUCCUUUUGGGAACAUGAGUCACUCACCACAAGCACCAGGUAGAGAUAUCGAUGUUUACAUGCAACCAUUAAUUGAUGAGCUGAAAGAGUUAUGGGAAGAUGGUAUGCUUACGUAUGAUGCCUCAACUGAAUUAACUUUUCGAAUGCAUGCAGCUGUUAUGUGGACAAUUAAUAACUUUCCUACAUAUGGAAACUUGUCUAGAUGGAACACGAAAGGUUAUUUGGCUUGUCCCACAUGUAACAAGAAUGCAUCCUCACAACGGUUGAAAGGUAAGAUAGGGUACACAGGCGCUUGUCGUUACUUGCUUGAUGACUACCCUUGGCGUAGGAGUCGACUUUAUAACGGUAAGACUAAGUUUGUGUCAAGACCUUUGGAGUUACCAGGGGAGCAAAUCUUAGAAAAAUUGGACUCAAGGACAUACAGACCAUUUGGAAAGCAUCCAACCAAUAAGAAAAGAAAAAGAGAAAAUCCAGUAUUGAUUUGGACCAAAAAAAGCAUCUUUUUUGAGUUGCCAUAUUGGAAAAGACUUAAACUCCAACACAACCUCGAUGUUAUGCACAUAAAGAAGAAUAUAUGUGAUAGUUUGCUUAGAACAUUAUUGAGUAUAGAUAGAAAAAACAAAGACACAGAAAAAGCACACAUGGAUUUGGAAGAUAUGAAAAUAAAUGAGGAGUUGCACCUAAAGAGGCGUGCUGAUAGAUCAUUUGAAAAGCAACCAGCAUUGUACACUUUGUCCUCAGAUGAAAGACAUGGUUUCUAUGAGUUUUUGAAGUCAAUUAAGUAUCCUGAUGGUUAUGCGGCAAACAUCUCAAAGCUACUUGGAACUCUAAAAGGGUAUGUUGCAAAUCGAGCUCAUCCAGAAGGUUCGAUCGCAGAAGCUUAUAUUGUCAAGGAGUGUCUCAUAUUUUGCUCAACGUAUCUGGGUGGGGUCGAAACUGUAUUUAAUCGAGAGGAACAAAACGUCGAUGUUGAUGUGCAUGAGUCUAGGUUAGAGGUCUUCACGCAAGAUGUUCGUCCUUUUGGGCUAAUGCAAGGGCUUUUGAUGUGUCGCAGAAAGAACGUGAACUGGCUUAUUGAAAGACUACAACAUCGAGGAAUAUGGGAUGUACCAGAACAGGAUGACGUUAAAGCUAAUGAUGUAUUCCAACAGAAUGAAACAACUGAUGUUUUCCCAAUUAGCAUUGAAGACCCCGUCAUAAUAUCACUUCAUACAAAUGACAUCGAUACUCAGAUUAUCCCAAGUGAGGCGGUUUUAGAAUCAGUUAGUCGAGCACACGAGGAUGGUGUUGAUGAUGAAGAGACAUGA
Messenger RNA from Camellia sinensis, 2064 nucleotides. NCBI's taxonomy places the organism in Eukaryota, Viridiplantae, Streptophyta, Magnoliopsida, Ericales, Theaceae. The record is from RefSeq and is a predicted model, not a curated record.